CUUGUCACUACCACCAUUGUUCUACGCAACCGACCUUAAAAUCACGCAAAAAUGGCUGCCGCUGUAUUCUUCCUUGGCCCCCUACUCACUUUCUACCCAACUCGGUUUUAUCAUCGUGAUAUUAUGGCUUUGGGCGCGAAAAACGAUUCGAAUUCUUCGCCUCGGAAUGAUGGCUCUGGUUUCCCCUCCACCCGAGAGAGGAAGACCCUGCCGCCAAAAGAGUCUGUAGCUGAACAGAUACGCUCCUCUGUGCAGAGCACUCCGCUCAGCACUCACGCCCCAACUGUGAAUCCCACAGCCAAUCCGGAUCAUCUUGUGGCAGAUUUCGACCGGUACAUCCUAGAAGACAUCAGAAAACGCGUUUUAAUGAAUCACGUCAAGACCUACGUCCAAUUAUGCAAUGAGAGCAGUCCUAAAGAGAAAACCUUCUACCAUCCCCACGACAUGAUGUAUAACAAUGCGUUCGACCUUAUCAGUGCCACUGAAGACUCUCGACUUGGCAUCUAUCGACAAGACGCGAAGCCGGUUGCCGGCGGUUUAGAAAAAAACGUCCCUGAUACGUUAGGUGUUCUUCGCGCCAUGUUCAACAGUUCCGGAAACGUGGUUGACAACAUGAAGGACAAAGGCCCAGAGUACAACUUUUCGUGGGCGCAAACAAUGUAUUGGCAGGAAUUCAAGCCUAAUGAAUACUACCUCGACGGGGGGACGGAAGCUACCUAUAAGGGCGAGGAUCCUAAGGGAGAGGUGAGAGGCAAAACCACUGUGCGCCGAGACCCUGGCGGCAUCCUCCCUCCCGUCAAGUCGCGCAUGGGCUCCACCUUGAAGAAGCGUCGUUCGGAAGAUGAGACUCCUCAUGUCCACUCCAAGUAUCGGCGCUCCGGGACGACGUCUGAAGUUUCGCAGGCCAGGAGAAGAACAGACGAGUCGGUGGCACUUAGUACUGCGAAAGAGGGAAUCGCGGCCGAAGAUGUUGCACGACGGGAGGAGGAAGAAACCCAGGCCCGCCGAGCCGUUCGCCUCCAGUGUGGUCGUUACGCCCUCGAGAUGCUGUCUAGCGCCGGUUUUCGGACGCACUGUAUUGGCGCUCUCGUUACGGUAGGACGGAUACAACCCCUCUACUACGAUCACUCGGUCAUCAUUGUGUACAAACCGAUUGACAUGUUUAUAUCGCGUGGCAAGCGGCCGAAGAUUACGGAAGAGGUUGUGACGAACGAGUUCGCGGCAAUGCUUGUGGGAUUGGGUGGACUCACUCUGAAGCAGCGGGGCAUCCAAGAGGAAUUCUGCGAUGACAGGGCGCUCAUCGAGAAUUACAAGGCGUACAUGGACAGGUGUGGCAACCCCAAGGACAAGGAGAAUUUUGACAAGACGGCGAUGUUUGUUGGGGUGAAGCUCAAGCUGAAGUUGGGUGAAGAUGAUAAGAAGGUUGAGGUCACCCUUGGCCGAAUUAUUUCACGCCAGCCUGGGAUCGUCAGUCGGAAUACUUGCGUUGUCGAGGCGACAUCGGAGCACGAUGAGUGGAAGGGUAAAGAACUGGUUGUCAAGGUCAGUUGGCCUGCUACCAGUCGAAAAUCGGAGGCAGAGUUUGUCAUUAAAGCCAGAGAGAAAGCACGAUCCAUGCAGCAAGGGAAAAGGCCAGACUGGGCCUUAGACCAUUUGCCUGACAUUCUCCUUUCUCAAGACUUUGACUAUGCUGAAGAUUCUACUCAGGUGAAUCUCGUGGUCUUCUUCGCAAAAGCUAUGUUCGCAGAGGAGGAAAAGUUCGAGAGAGGCUGUAUCCUCUGGAAGAGCUACGGACGGUUCAAGAGUAUGCUCAGGUCUUUUGAUAUUUUGCAGAUUCACAAAUGGUUGUAUGAUCACCCAGGAAUCCUCCACCAUGAUAUCAGUCCCGGGAGUAUCAUGUGGCGCCGCACCGUCGACGAUCAUUUACGUGGGGUCCUCAACGACUUUGACUUGUCUGCCUACCGACAUGAGACUGGCCCUUCAUCGCGUCAGCGCACCGGUACUCUACCCUACAUGGCGUACGAACUUCUCAUCAGCGACGAAAAUGGGCAUCCACCCAAGCACCUCUAUCGACAUGAUGUAGAGUCCAUCUUCUACGUCAUUCUCCUCCUCUGUUGUCGUUACGAGGUUGUGGCUAAACAACACCUUGAUGGACGCCCGAUCCUGGAACGCACGAAAGUCCAUUCCCCAUUCAAGAGCUGGUAUAAACUCGAUCGUGAUGGUUUGAAGAAGAAGGGCUAUUUUCUCAUAGCAGCUAAUUCAUUCUUGCCUAUAGUGAACAGGAGCUUCACUGACUUUCAGCCGUGGGGCUGGGUUACUUACUCAUGCAUUGUUAAGAUCUGUAUUGAAUUCACUGGUUUGGCUCUCACAGUACACAAUGACCAGCUUGAAGAGGGUACUGGUGCCUAG
Guyanagaster necrorhizus is the source of this 2409-nucleotide messenger RNA. RefSeq lists its product as uncharacterized. Lineage: Eukaryota; Fungi; Basidiomycota; Agaricomycetes; Agaricales; Physalacriaceae. The transcript is spliced from 6 exons. The record is from RefSeq and is a predicted model, not a curated record. The coding region runs from base 52 to 2409 and encodes 785 amino acids.